UGGCGUGAGGGGCGGGGCCUGAACCUCAGCGAAUUUUCGCGCGCGGCCCAGAAAAAAAUGGCUACGGCGGCUGCUAACUCGGCGGCAGCGGCGGCACUAGCCGCGCCGUGCCGUCCGUCAGGAGAUGCCGAGCCGUCCGCUCAGCAUAUGGCUGCGCUGAUCUUGGCCCGCGGAGGCAGCAAAGGCAUCCCUCUGAAGAAUAUUAAGCUGCUGGCUGGAGUCCCGCUGAUUGGCUGGGUGCUGAGGGCAGCCCUCGAUUCCGGCGUCUUCCAGAGUGUGUGGAUUUCCACAGACCAUGACGAGAUUGAGAAGGUGGCCAAGCAGUAUGGGGCACAGGUCCAUCGGAGGAGUUCGGAGGUGUCUAAAGACUCUUCUACCUCUAUGGAUGCCAUUGUGGAGUUCCUUCAGUAUCAUGAUGAGGUUGACAUUGUUGGAAAUAUUCAAGCAACCUCACCUUGCUUGCAUCCCACGGAUCUCACCAGAGUGGCCCAAAUGAUCCAAGAAGACGGUUUCGACUCGGUCUUCUCCGUGGUGAGACGGCAUCAGUUUAGAUGGAGUGAAAUCAAGAAAGGAGUGUGUGAAGUGACAGUACCUCAGAACCUGAAUCCGGCCAAACGUCCCCGGAGGCAAGAUUGGGACGGGGAGCUUUAUGAAAAUGGAUCCUUUUACUUUGCCAAGCGGGCUCUGAUUGAAAAGGGGUAUCUACAGGGUGGGAAAAUGGCCUACUACGAAAUGCGUGCUGAGCACAGUGUGGAUAUUGAUGUCGACAUUGAUUGGCCAAUCGCAGAGCAAAGAGUCCUGAGAUAUGGCUACUUUGGGAAAGAAGCCUUGAAGGAGGUGAAGCUGCUGGUUUGCACCAUAGAUGGAUGCCUCACCACCGGCCACAUCUACGUCUCAGAGAAUGCAAAAGAGACUGUUUCUUAUGACGUCAGGGAUGCCAUUGGGAUUAAUUUGCUUCGGAAAAGAGGUGUGGAGGUGCGGCUGAUCUCCGAGAGGAACUGCUCGUCUGAGACACUUUCCGCCAUGAAGCUGGGCUGUGCCAUGGAAGUGGGCGUGAUGGACAAGCUGCACGUGGUUGAGAAGUGGAGGAAGGAAAUGGGGCUGUGCUGGAAAGAAGUGGCAUACUUAGGAAAUGAAGAAUCUGAUGUGGAGUGCCUGAAGAAAGCUGGCAUGAGUGCGGUCCCUGCUGACGGCUGUCCAGCUGCACAAAAAGCCACAAGCUACAUUUGCAAAUGUAACGGUGGCCGCGGCGCAAUCCGGGAGUUUGCAGAGCAUAUCUUUCUCCUAAUGGAAAAGAAUGUCCCACUUGAAACUGCAGGUGGAAGAUCACAUGAUUCAUGUCCCCCUGCGCCUCCUAGAAAACAGGUGACUGCAUUCAGUUGAUGGAGCCCUGAAGUCCCAACAAUUGGUGGUGAUCGUUGUCCUAACUUCUGUGGCUUAGCCUAGCUUGUCGGGUUGUUGUGAUAAAAUGAGGUAACCCCUGUGUAUGUCAUUUGGCGUUCCCCGAAGGAAGGUCAGAGUUCACUCUCUUGUUCUGUUUUGCUAUUUCUGUAUUUAAGUUCCUGUGCCUUUGACAAUGGCCGCUUUCCGUGCUCCAAAGUUCAGUGCUCUAGACCAGAUAUUCUCAAUGUUGGGUCCCCAGAUGUUAUUGGACCUCAACUCCCAUAAUCCCCAGCCCCAGUGGCCUUUGGUUGGGGAUUAUGGGAGUUGAAGUCCAGUAACAUCUGGGGACCCAACGUUAAUCCCUGCUUUAGACCACCACUUAAAAGGCACCACUUUAGACCACCACUUUCUGACCUGGUAAUACUACAUUUUUGCUGCUGUUACGUCUUUAGAAAUGCAAUAAUUACUUGUUUUCAUUUUCUUUACCAAAGCUGGGAAAUUUAUGCUGUAGUGGCGUUCAUGAUUUUGUGUGCUGUGGGUAUUUAUAAGCUAGACAACACUGGAACUUCUCUCUUUUGCAAAUAUAUAUAAUCACCAUCUGCCAGGUGCUUCAAGUCUUUCCUGUUUUUGCAGCCCAAGAAGGCAGCAAAAAUAGGUCUGGUGAGCCACAAUAGAAUGCUGGUGGAUUGCGUUCAGCUUGGUAGGUGAUGGGUUUUGAAAACUUAUUAUGCACCCACUUUCUUAUGGGUAGGGCUGUAGUACAUCUGUUUUGCAUGCAGAAGGUUCCAGCUUCAAUUUCUGGCAUCUCCAGGUAGGUCUGGGAAGGACUCCUGCCUGGAACCUCAAGAAUUGCUGCUGGCCAGUGCUGACAGCAGCAUUUUGUCAUGGGUUAUAUUCAGAAAUCAUAGGAUACCUCUUCUUCCAGCUAUCCAGAUUCUGUUGUCUCCAUAGAUUCCUGGGAGCUAAAAAUGAAGGAUGUCCCCAGUUUAGAUACUCCUGUUUGUGGACAAAAGUGGUAUCAAAGACUUUCUACUUGUUUGUCUUGUUGAUUAUUUGUAAUUGCAGAUAAUAAAUUACCAAUGUUAAAAGAAAUCGUGGUCAAAAUAAGGUUCAUUUUUCUAUUUAGGAAUAAAAGUGCAGAAACCUA
This is a messenger RNA of Hemicordylus capensis (graceful crag lizard), 2530 nucleotides long. RefSeq names its product cytidine monophosphate N-acetylneuraminic acid synthetase (gene CMAS). The record is from RefSeq and is a predicted model, not a curated record. NCBI's taxonomy places the organism in Eukaryota, Metazoa, Chordata, Lepidosauria, Squamata, Cordylidae. Gene Ontology annotation, molecular function: N-acylneuraminate cytidylyltransferase activity. The transcript is spliced from 10 exons. The coding region runs from base 58 to 1383 and encodes 441 amino acids.